AUGCAACUGUGCAUUAUCGCUGGAGUUUGUCUCCUUCAAUAUUUCCAGAAACGCCAUGCAGAGUUCAGGAAAUGGCUUCCGCUAGUGAACAAACAGAAGAAUGAGAAGGAAUCACCAUCGACGCCCGAACUCGAGCCGAUGGUUCACGACGAUUCAGGAAGUGGUUCGGGUUCUGGAAAUGCGGCUAUGGUGCAACGGACAGUUGCCAAUGAUCUCAUCAUCGAAAAAAUCAUCGGAAAGGGCAGAUUAUGGAGAAGCUCGAUCUGGGCAAGGUUCCGAGGGAGUCUUGUGGCCGUCAAGACUUUCUACACAACUGAGGAAGAUUCAUGGAACAACGAGCGGGAGAUCUACGAGACGCAAAUGCUCAAUCAUGAGAACAUACUGCAGUAUGUCGCUGCCGAUAUCUUCAGUAUGGACUCAUUUACUCAAAUGAUACUGGUUACUGAUUAUCAUCCACUUGGAUCUUUAUACGAUUACCUUCAACAGGAGCAAGCACUGACCACUCAAGAAGCACUACAACUGGCUUACAGCUCCAUCUGUGGUAUCGAGCAUCUCCACGCUUCCGUGAUCGGAACAGGAAGCCGACGAAAGCCACAAAUCGCUCACCGAGACAUCAAAUCAAAGAAUAUCAUAGUCAAGCGUCCCGGAAUGUGCUGCAUGGCCGAUUUUGGUCUGGCCGUUAGA
Molecule: messenger RNA, 684 nt
Organism: Ostertagia ostertagi
Lineage: Eukaryota; Metazoa; Nematoda; Chromadorea; Rhabditida; Trichostrongylidae
Source: the annotation of a GenBank genome assembly